Syngnathoides biaculeatus (alligator pipefish) is the source of this 6050-nucleotide messenger RNA. Its product is annotated as gastrula zinc finger protein XlCGF57.1-like. Gene Ontology annotation, biological process: regulation of transcription by RNA polymerase II; central nervous system development. The record is from RefSeq and is a predicted model, not a curated record. Gene Ontology annotation, molecular function: DNA-binding transcription factor activity, RNA polymerase II-specific; RNA polymerase II cis-regulatory region sequence-specific DNA binding. The transcript has 4 exons. NCBI's taxonomy places the organism in Eukaryota, Metazoa, Chordata, Actinopteri, Syngnathiformes, Syngnathidae. Bases 515 to 2095 code for a protein of 526 amino acids. Gene Ontology annotation, cellular component: nucleus.
CAGGGCAGGACAUUGCUUUAGCUACGUGAAAGUUGACAUUUUUUUAAUAUCCUUACAAUUGUAUAUUAUGAAACAUAAUAAAAUCGAAUUUAAUUGGAAUACGAUAGGUUUAGCUAGUGGUUAGGGCUCCUAGUGCUGUUCAACUUUGUUCCUCGAUUGGGGAGCUUGUCGCUUUAAAUAGUUUGGCCGUAGAGGAUCAUGGGUAAUACAGCUUUCAUUUCUCUCUUUGCGGGAGAAGAGACGAUCAUUCUUCAGCAAAUCGUCCUGAAUUUGAGUCGAAUGCGAAUCCUCGACAUCGGACACCCCUUAUCAGUACUUUAGUGGACUAAAACAUCAUUCGCGCUGUCUUCGUGUCCGGUUGGAGUUGUCUCGUCCACGUUGAAACUUCUCGGUGUAUUUUAUCUCAUCUUAUCUUAGUUUAUCUUGUUAACAAAGAGAGAGACGUUUGUGAUCAACACUUCGCUGAGCAGAGCUCAGGAUUGAGCACAGAAAGUGUUGUGAUGGUCGUGUAAAAAUGUGUGCAAGAAUGACUGGAAAGUACAAGGAAGAAGUUCGUGGACUUAAAAAGGAGGAGGAGGCACAAUGUCAACUGCUGGACGCUGUCUUCAGUCUGCAGCCUCGGAUUGUCCUACGGAGAGCAGAAAUCAGUGAAAAUCUUCAUCCAGAGUGGCAGCAGUCAGUGUCCUGUCACAUCAGAGAGGAAGAAGAAGGUGAAGAGGUUCACCGUAUCAAAGAGGAGGAGGAAGAGGUCAUACACAUGAAAGAGGAAGAGCAGGAGGAAAUCAUUCAGGUUCCAUCCACUGGUGUCCAUUUGAAGAGUGAAGAUGGUCAAAGUGAGGAGAGUCAAGGGGCGGACCCUCCAAGGAACUGCUCAAGUGAUAGAGAGUGCCACAGGCGAGGAUUACAAACAGACGGUCAUGAUGAUGAUGAUGAACAGUUAGAAAGCGAUAUGGCAUGUCACACUGCCAACAAAUGCUGGAAAUGUUCUCAGUGUAGGAAAGCUUUUGCUUCUAAGGGCAAUUUAAAACAACACGUGAAAAGACACACAGGAGGAAUGCCUUUUACAUGCUCAAUUUGUGGUAAAAGAUUCACUCAGAAGGGACACCUAAAAAGACACACAAGAACACACACUGGUGAGAAACCUUUUCCCUGCGCAGUUUGUGGUCAACGAUUUUCACAGAAGGGACACUUAAAAAUGCACACAAGAACACACACUGGUGAGAAACCUUUUCCCUGCACAGUUUGUGGUCAACAAUUUUCACACAAGGGACACUUAAAAAUCCACACAAGAAAACACACUGGUGAGAAACCUUUUUCCUGCUUAGUUUGUGGUCAAAGAUUCACUCAGAAGGGUUAUUUAAAAAUACACACAAGAACACACACUGGUGAGAAACCUUUUCCGUGCGCUGUUUGUGGUCAAAGAUUCUCUCAGAAGGGACACUUAAAAAUGCACACAAGAUCACACACUGGUGAGAAACCUUUUUCCUGCUCAGUUUGUGGUAAAAGAUUCUCUGACAAGAGAAACUUGAAAAUACACACAAAAACGCACACUGGUGAGAAGCCUUUUUCCUGCGCAGUUUGUGGUCAAAGAUUUACAAAGAAGGGAAGCCUAGCACUACACGCAAGAACACACACUGGUGAGAAGCCUUUUUCCUGCUCAGUUUGUGGUCAAAGAUUCACUCAGAACGGAAACUUAAACAGACACACAAGAACACACACUGGUGAGAAACCUUUUUCCUGCUUAGUUUGUGGUAAAAAAUUCACAUGGAAGGAAGAUUUAAAAAUACAUACAAGAACACACACUGGUGAGAAACCUUUUCCCUGCGCAGUUUGUGGUCGACGAUUUUCACAGAAGGGACAGUUAAAAAUGCACACAAGAACACACACUGGCGAGAAACCUUUUUCCUGCGCAGUUUGUGGUCAAAGAUUCUCUGAGAAUGUAACCUUAAAAAGACACACAAGAACCCACACUGGUGAGAAGCCUUUUUCCUGCUCAGUUUGUUGUCAAAGAUUCUCUUCUAAUUAUCAGGCUCAGACACACAAGUGUGCCGAUAGGAAAAGCCAUUAUCAAGAAGCUUUUAAUGUAAAUGUGUAAAAUGAAAGUAAUUAUUACUACUAUUAGCACUAUUAGUAACUACUAUUAUUGACUGACAACAUUCUUGUAUUCCGUGUACCAACUUUAUCGUGUCUUUCUUAGACCCAUCACAAAGGUCCUUUGUCCCCAAACGGUGGCUGAUCUGAUUUGAGCUGAUCUGAUCAGUAAAAGCUAAAAAUAUUGGGCUAAUAAUUCAAAAUAUAUAUCCAUCAAAUUUCUUAGCUGCUUAUCCUCAUAAGGGUCACGGGAGUGCUGGAGCCUAUCACAGAUAUCUUUGGGCAGGAGGCAGGGUACACCUGAAACUGGUUGGCACCCAAUUGACCCCUCUGAACAGGGCACUUAACCACGCCUCCUGAAGUGACGUCACGCCACGUGCGCUCACGUAAGACAAACAGUAAAAAUGGCAAAUACAAUAUCAUUCUGAACUGAGACAGACUCUAUGCUUCUGAUUUCAUUCAAAUCAACGAUAUAUUAUAGAUUCUAAAUACAAUACAUUCUUAACUGAGAGAGACGCCAUGCUUCUGAUUUCAUUCAAUCAUUCACACGUAGCAAUGUUAUGCCAGCGGAGAACGUCUCAUUCAUUUAUACGAGACGUGUAUUAAAAAUCAAAUUUAGGGCAUAUCUUCGUGCAAACACAGUCCGGUUAAGCUUCUGGCCGCGAGCCAGCAAGAAAUCAAUACGUUUGUACAGUCCGAUCAUCGCUAAAUAUCGAUCAACAAAGAAUAAGUGUGGCAAUCGUUCGCACGUAGCAAUGUUAUGCUAGCGCAGAACGUCUCAUUCAUUUAUACGAGACGUGGAUUAAAAAUCAAAUUUAGGGCAUAUCUUCGUGCAAACACCGUCUGGUUAACCUGGCUGCGAGCCAGCAAGAAAUCAAUACGUUUGUGCAGUCCGAUCAUCGCAAAAUAUCGCUCAACAAAGAAUAAGUGUGUCAAUCGUUCACACGCAGCAGUGUUAUGCUAGCAAAGAACUUCGAAUUCAUUUAUACGAGACAUGUAUUGAAAAUCAAAUAUAGGGCAUACCUUCGUGCAAACAUGUGUUCCGGUUGAUAUUCGAUGGAUUUAGUUGAUGAUGCGGUCUUCCACAAAGUUUGAUCCACCGAAGGCAUUUUUCGUACUGGGUCUUCGGUUUUGGAAAGGGUAGGAAUCGAACUCCACCAACUAGCCUUUCAGGAUACCUGUCGUCACUAUUACAAAGUCUGUGACUACACCUCUUAACCAUAUUUUUUGUUAAAUAACCCAAAUAUGCAAUAAAACGCUAACUAAACCUAUACUGGACCAUUCAAUGUUGUCAGAGAAAAUGGCGGGAGCAAAAACGGGCUUUGGUCUAUUCAGAUCUCUGGCCUCUGAUUGGUCAGUGACGUGGAUUGCGCAAUAUCCACGGAGGGGUCAAUUGCAGGGCACAUGAAGACAAACAACAGUCUCACUCACAAUCACACCUUAGGGCAAUUAGCGGUCAGAAAUCAAUGUAUCAUUUUGGUGCGUGGGACGAAACCCACGUAGGUGCAGUGGGUCUAACUGCGUUGUGUAUUUUUUUGGGGGGGGGAUGAUGGAUGGAUGAGAAGACACACGUUGGCAGGUCUCAACUUGAUAUAAUACUCUGUAUUAUAAAGGAGACACAUUUACAGAUGUUCACAGAUUUCUCUUCACAAUUUCUUUCAAAACUGAUACACUCAGGGAUCUCACAAACAAGAGGAAAUAUCACAAAAACAACGUGAUUUACAUCAUAACAGAUGAAAAGAAUAGAAAAGAACUUGCAUAAACUCACAUUCCUGUUGUCAUGGGCAUGGUCUAGUCACUGCCUGGGCGGCGCUUCCUGUGAGGGCGUGGCCAGGCCACUGCUCUGGGAGUUGCCACCUCAGACCGGUGUCACAGCUGUGUCACAUUUGGGACACUAAUUAACUAAGUACUUAAGUUGUAAAUCUGCCAUCAUUUGCCAGUCAGUUGCGCAUGCUUCACUGCAGUCUGUGAUACUCCGCGACUGUCCGUGAGUUCGUGUUGAGCAAUCCUUUGUCACAGCGAGUCUGUGCCAUUUUAGUUUGAUCACAUCUUGUUAUGCUUCUUGGUUUGCCUCAUAGUCAUCGGACUUUGUUUCCCGUUUUUUGGAUCUUGACUAGUCUCGUGUUUUUUUUUUUUUUUUGCCUUGUUUUGGAGUGCCUUUUGGUAUUGACCUGUUUUGGAAUAAAACUAUGAACAUUAUGCCUUUGCCUGGAAGUCCUGCAUUUGGCUCCGACAGAACGAACUGGCCAGAACAGGACCCAGCAAGGAAGACGCGGCGUCACCAACCACGCCAUCGAGCACGCCAUUGCUUGCCUGCCUCCCAGCGCUCCCAGCCUGAGGAGAAAGCCUCUCCUAUCCAGGUGGGUUCCGUCUCAUUGUCCUUGGUUACCGUACCACCCGUGUGCCCUGGUUAUAUUCCUCCAACCUUUCUGGGGGAUCAGUUUGGUCAUCUAUCUGGGUCCUCCGCACAGCAGCCAGAGGGGACACCCGAGUUAGGUGCACCCUUGUACCUCAUGCUGGUCUCUGACCAGUGGAGAUUACAAUUACAAUGGACCAUUGUACGUCCAUGUUGCAGCGGUAACAGACUGACUGCCGAGCCACACCCAAGCUUGGUGAUCAACCCACUGUCGAGCCAUGCUAACGUCGCGAUGGUGACCAACCUGAUGCCGAGCCACGUCCAAGCCUCAGUAGCGAGCGACCCGCUGUGAAGCCAUAGCCACGUCGUGGUGGCAACCGACCGCUGCUGAGCCACGCUCAUGCCUUGGUAGCAACCAAGCUGCUGCUGAGCCACACCCAAGUCUCGGUAGAAAUCAAGCCAGGCCCAUGCCUCGGCGGCGAUCGACCUGCUGCCGAUCCACAUCCACUCUUCGACGGCAAAUGAUCCUCAGUCGCCUGACGACCACACUUCAGCAGUGACCGAUCCUCGGCUGCCCAAUGUGCACGCCUUGACGACAACCGAUCCUCGGUUGUCCGAUGAACCCGUUCACACCUGGACGGCAACCGAUCCUCGGCUGCCUGACGACAACACUUCGGCAGCGACCGAUUCUCAGCCACUUUGGCCACCCCUCGAUGGCGACCAAUCCUCGGCCGUCCGGUGACCCAGUUCACUCCUUGACGGCGACCAAUCCUCAAGCGCCUGACGACCACACUUUAGCAGCGACUGAUCCUCGGCCACCCGAUGCCCACACCUCGAUGGGGACCAAUCCUUGACCGCCUGAUGACCCUGUUCACUCCUCGACUGCGACUCAUCCUUGGCCGCCUGACUACCACAUUUCAGCAGUGACUGAUCCUCGGCCGCCCGAUGUCCAACGCUUCAGCGGCGAUCGAUCCUUGACCACCCGAUUUCCACGGCUCGGCGGCGACCGAUCCUCAGCUGCCCAAUGACCACGACCGCGCCCCGGCAGAGACAUGUCCUGGCGUCGAACCUUCCACGGCCACCCGUUUCAGCGGCGAUGACACUACGGCUGCCUCACGUUCCUGUUCCGUGAUCGGUUCCCAGCCGCCUGAUGACCACGCCUCAAUGGCGACCAAGCCUCGGCCGCUUGAAGACCACAUCUCGGUAGUGACCGAUUUCCACCCACCCAUGACUACGCCUCGGCGGUGACAGAUUCCCGGCUGCCCGAUGACCACGCCUCAGCAGCGACCGAUCCCCGGACGCCUCACGACCACGUCUCAACGGCAAACGAUUCCCGGCCGUCUGAUGACCACGCCUCAAUGGUGACCAAUCCUCUCCCACCUGAUGACCACGUCUUAAUUGCAAACGAUUCCCAGCCGCCUUCCGUUCCUUUUUCGGCAGCAACCAUUUACGGGCCGCCUGAGAACCAUGUCUCUCUGGUGGCCGAGGAUCGGGUAGUAAUGACAUGACGUCUUGCCGACAACAAAUGAUCAAAAUGUUGUCGGUGUUGGAAAACAUUUACUUGUAAGAGCAAAUUACUCAUUUCCUGAGCAUAAUAAAGUCC